Molecule: messenger RNA, 1732 nt
Organism: Micropterus dolomieu (smallmouth bass)
Lineage: Eukaryota; Metazoa; Chordata; Actinopteri; Centrarchiformes; Centrarchidae
Gene: ttll1
Product: tubulin tyrosine ligase-like family, member 1
Exons: 10
Coding region: 458-1732 (424 amino acids)
Biological process (GO): microtubule cytoskeleton organization; protein polyglutamylation
Cellular component (GO): cilium
Molecular function (GO): tubulin binding; tubulin-glutamic acid ligase activity
Source: RefSeq, a predicted model, not a curated record
CAUAACGACGUCGUUUAAUGUUCUUGGGACAUUUUUUGUGUUAAAAAUACUUUAAAUUGUUAUUAAGUCGCAUAAUAAGGUCAUAUGUCAUUACAUUUCAGUAAGUAAGGCUUUUAUUGUGAAGAGUAACAUAGUUAGGGUGGGCGUUUCGUCACUGUGUCCAGCUUCACGACGCCCUGGAUCAAUACAUGUAGCUUGUUAGCAAUAAAUGCGCUAACAUGGAAGCGUUUGUUGUAAGCUGCAGCUAUCAAUGAUGCUGACAGACUUUCUUGCCGCUGGGUUCCGCUAUGAGUUUAAAUAACGACAGUCUGGUGAGAUUGCAUCACUGACUGGGUGAUGUCCGCCCAACCUCUGCAGCAGUCCAGGGAGGAUUCAGCAGCCUGCUAACUGAGCCAGCCCGGCUAGCUGAUGCUGAUGACUGGCUGUUUCCUGACAUUGAUUUGCAGUGGGAGGCGCCAUGGCCGGUAAGGUGAAGUGGGUGACAGAUAUUGAGAAAUCAGUGCUCAUCAACAACUUUGAGAAGAGGGAAUGGACUCAAGUGACAGAAAACGACGACUGGAAUUUCUACUGGAUGAGCAUCCAGACCAUCAGAAAUGUGUUCAGUGUGGACACCGGCUACCGCCUCUCAGAUGACCAGAUGGUUAACCACUUCCCCAACCACUAUGAGCUGACCAGGAAGGACCUGAUGAUCAAGAACAUCAAACGCUACCGCAAGGAGCUAGAAAAGGAAAGCAGUCCUCUGGCAGAGAAGGAUGAGAAUGGGAAAUACAUUUAUUUAGAUUUUGUCCCGGUGACGUUCAUGCUCCCCUCCGAUUAUAAUCUGUUUGUGGAGGAGUACCGAAAGAACCCAUCCAGCACUUGGAUCAUGAAGCCCUGCGGGAAGGCUCAGGGUAAAGGCAUCUUCCUCAUCAACAAACUGUCUCAGAUCAAAAAGUGGUCCAGAGACAGCCGCACCUCCACGUUUGUGGCAGCAUCUAGUGGCAAGGAAGCCUACGUCAUCUCCCUGUACAUCGACAAUCCUCUGCUGAUAGGAGGGAAGAAGUUUGACCUGCGUCUUUACGUUCUGGUGACCACAUAUCGGCCUCUUAAGUGCUACAUGUACAAGCUUGGCUUCUGCAGGUUCUGCACAGUCAAGUACACACCCAGCACCAGUGAACUGGACAACAUGUUUGUUCACCUCACUAAUGUGGCCAUCCAAAAACAUGGGGAUGACUACAACCACGUCCAUGGAGGCAAGUGGACGGUCAGUAACCUCCGUUUGUACCUAGAGAGCACCAGAGGGAAGGAGGUGACCAACCGACUGUUUGACCAGAUCCACUGGAUCGUGGUGCAGUCACUGAAGGCCGUGGCUCCUGUGAUGAACAACGACAAGCACUGUUUUGAGUGUUACGGGUAUGACAUCAUUAUUGAUGACAAGCUCAAGCCAUGGCUUAUCGAGGUCAACGCCUCUCCCUCGCUGACCUCCAGCACAGCCAACGACCGCAUCUUGAAGUACAACCUCAUCAAUGACACUCUCAACAUUGUCACGCCCAACGGGGACAUCCCGGACUGCCGCUGGAAUCGCAGCCCGCCCCGAGAGGCCCUGGGCAACUAUCAAGUCCUGUACGACGAGGAGCAGGCACAGAGCGAGAAUGCUGAGCGUGACCUGCGGAGUCGUUCGGGUCAGUCCCUGGGGUCAAAGGGCACCAAGGGGAGUGCGGGCGCUCGCCCCACUGCCGCCACAUGGAAGUGA